This is a messenger RNA of Colletotrichum truncatum, 693 nucleotides long. RefSeq names its product catabolic 3-dehydroquinase. NCBI's taxonomy places the organism in Eukaryota, Fungi, Ascomycota, Sordariomycetes, Glomerellales, Glomerellaceae. The record is from RefSeq and is a predicted model, not a curated record.
AUGACUGAUCCUCACGCUUUGCAAUAUUCUCACAUCGGAGGUACGACUCUCGAGCUCCUUGAUCGCUUUGCCGUAUCGGAGCUGUGCAAAGGUUGGCCAGUAUACCGCGAUGCCAGCGAAUGGGCAAACUACCGUUCCCUCUUCACCGACGACGCCUACGUCUGGACAACCUGGAGCGGCCCGCAGCCCAUAGACGACUUCAUCCGCCUCUCCAUCACUGGCAAGGAGGCCGGUGUCUUCAUCAUGCACCGCGAGUGCGGAACUCUAGUUGAGGUCAACCCGCAAACGAACCGCGCCAUCGGAAAAAUGAAGGCCACAAUCACGCAGCGCUUCAAGCACCCAGAAGGUUUCGAGUACGACGUCGACUGCGAUUGUCGCUUCAUUUUCUUCUGCGAGAAAGUUACAAAUGACGACGGACGCCACGACUGGAAAGCCGUAUUCGUGAAGCUGGUGUACGAGAAAGACAAGGUGGUCCUCGUGGAUGGUCAAUCUACACCGCUCUUCGCCGAAGAGGUUCUGGCUAGGUUCCCCCUAGGAUACAAGUACCUCGGGGCGGCUCAAGCCUCGCUGGGUUACGAUAUCGAUGUCGGAUUGGUCACGGGGCAGAACGCCGCUUCUUGCAAAGAAAUGUAUCGAAACAUGGAGAGAUGGUUAGCGGAGCCUGCCUUGUGCCGAACUUUUCGAAUUGGGUAG